Molecule: messenger RNA, 1392 nt
Organism: Aedes albopictus (Asian tiger mosquito)
Lineage: Eukaryota; Metazoa; Arthropoda; Insecta; Diptera; Culicidae
Exons: 1
Coding region: 131-520 (129 amino acids)
Source: RefSeq, a predicted model, not a curated record
ACGAAGCAGCAGCAGUAUUAGGACCUAGAACCUAGAACACACAGGAGACAGAAAGGCCUAGGCAGUUUAAUGCGAAGAAAACGCAAAUAUUCGUAGCUUAGAGUCUUGUAAAAGUUAGUUGAAUGAAAAAAUGGUGGCUACCAAACACCGAAUCGCGUCCCGGUUUGAUAAAUCAGACAAUCUAGACGAUUGGAUCCGUAAGAUCAAGAACAAGAAAUUCGUCGUCAAGCGUGAAACCCGCGGACAGGACCUGCGAGUGUUGGCCAUGCUUACCGGAGCGCUUUCUCACGCCGAAGAAUGUCUACGGCGUGAGAAAAUCCGGAAGCAGGAAGAUAGGGCCAUUAAGUGGGCCCGGAUCCGAUCCCGGUUAGCCGAACCCCCGCGGAUGUACUGUGACCUGGAGGAGGAAGAGGAAGAAAAAGCCCGUAACGCGUCCAACGCCAUCUGGAGCGAAGACUUUAACGGAAUCAAUAAUUUCAUAACGGAACUGAACAGUAUCAAGACUCCCCUGAGCCGAUAAGACGUAACGGGGGCCAGUCCCAGAGCAUGAACUUAACUUUCCUACAAUCAAUCGGAACUAGAAACUUCCUUCUUGGUUUUUUUUUCGAGUAGGGAACAAACUGUCGAUCUCGGUAGAUAUAAAACUUUUCAAACGUGCAAUCAAGAGUGCUAGGGAGCCAAACUUUGCCGCAAGCGUCACCGUGAAACGUAUUCCCAUCGCCCGAAAAACCCAAACACACAAGUUGCGAAAAAACGUCGGUCGCCAUUUUGAAAUUGAAAAUUUUCAUCACACUCGCUGCUGACUCGAUCCGAUUUCUCACUCACACACACGCUCACAUCACAGUAGUCAUGCGCGAACACGAGUCCAACAUGAAACGCAAUGGCGUCGGCCAAUGUGAUGUCAUGGAGAUACUCGUGAUCGCUUGCUGUGUGUUCGUGUCUGUGUGACCGAGCAGCUCUCGGUUUCGAGAACAACGGGUACACACGUAACUUUCCCUUCCCGAAACAGUAGUGAACCAAACAAGCGACAGCGAAAAAAAAAAACGAACGAACGGGGUUCGAGUGCAAUGUUUUCGUUUCGCCUUGGGUUCUCCCCACCCAAUCGAUCCAAGUAGCCACCGUCGGUCGCGCGAUUUGAAUUUAGAGUGGUGCUCGCGCUCGGGUUGCUUUGGGCUGCGACGGGGGGAAAGGUUUCACGUUGAGCGCGCGUCAAGGUGAGUGGCGAUAGGAUAGGUCUUUGUUUCGAAUCAAGAAAAUUCCACCCGAUGCAAUCGUCGUGGCAUACUUUGAUGAUGAUGAUGGACUGAUGAGCGAAUAAGUGAAAGAGCAAUGAUACCGAGAGCUACGUUGUGAUGAGACAAGUUUCGAUGUGAUGGAUAAAAGUUUCGAAUA